CUUUUCACUCUCAAUCCCAACCACUAAAUUUUCUUCUUCUUUCUAGUUGAUCAAAAUUAAUUCAACCAUGGCAACAACAACUCAUCAUGAUCAUCAAGAACCUAUAGUGAUUAUUGUUGGUGCUGGCCCCGCUGGCCUUGCUACAUCUGCAUGCCUAAAAAAAUUUUCUAUUCCAAAUCUCAUUCUUGAAAAAGAAGAUUGUUACUCUCCCAUGUGGAAAAAAUAUGCCUAUGAUAGACUACACCUUCAUUUAGCCAAACAAUUUUGUCAACUUCCUCAUAUCCCCUUUCCUUCCUCAUCUCCAACUUAUAUGCCCAAAAAAGAAUUCAUUCAAUACUUGGAUAACUAUGCUUCCUAUUUUGAUAUCACCCCUCUGUACAAAAGAAAAGUUGAGUUAGCAAAUUUUGAUGAGUCCACAAGAAAAUGGAAUGUUAAGGUUAGAAAUGGAAAUUCUGGUGAUGUGGAGGAGUAUUUUAGUAAGUUUCUUGUGGUGGCUACUGGAGAAGCAAGUUACCCUUUUAUCCCUGAGGUCCCUGGUUUAGAAAGUUUCAAAGGAGAGGCUAUUCACACUACUCAAUACAAAGAUGGUGAGAAGUUUAAGGGAAAGAGUGUUUUGGUUGUUGGUUGUGGAAAUUCUGGAAUGGAAAUAGCACUUGAUCUUGCUAACCAUGGAGCAAGGACUUCCAUUAUCGUUCGAAGCCCGAUACACUUAAUAUCAAGAGAAAUGGGAUAUUUGGGGCUAAUGUUGUUGAAGUAUAAGGUUGCACCCACAUUGGUGGACUCCAUAAUGAUGAUAUUAAGCAAGCUAAUAUAUGGAGAUGUAAGCAAGUAUUAUGGGGUGAAAAGGCCAAAAGAGGGACCCUUUGCUUCUAAACUAAAGUAUGGUAAGUACCCAAUCUUUGACGUGGGGACUCAUCAAAAGAUCAAGUCUGGUGAAAUCCAGGUGUUACCUGCAAUGACACGCAUAAGAGGAAAUGAUGUUGUGUUCGAGAACGGUAACUCUCAUCAAUUUGAUGUUAUUGUCUUUGCCACUGGCUUCAAGAGGACUACUCACAAUUGGCUUCAGGGAGAUGACUAUCUACUGAAUGAAGAUGGAUUUCCAAAGCCAGAAUUUCCAGAUCAUUGGAAGGGGAAGAAUGGACUCUACUGUGUGGGGCUAUCAAGGAGAGGACUUUAUGGGAUUGCAUUUGAUGCACAAAACAUAGCUACACAUAUCAACUCUCUUCUCUGAAUAAGAAAUAUUUUCCUUCAUUUAGUGCUUUGUCUGAGUGAAAGAUUUUAGAGCCUUAAUUAGACGUAAACGGAAUACUAGUAGUUUGAUAAUUAGUAUGUAGUGAUAUUAAGGGAUGUGAAAGUUGGUUAGUUAAAUUAAUGUAUGAGAUCUACUUUCUAUGUAUUGUGACAACGAUUUUGUCUUUACAUACAAUUUUUUUUUUUUU
This is a messenger RNA of Lycium barbarum (goji berry), 1439 nucleotides long. Its product is annotated as probable indole-3-pyruvate monooxygenase YUCCA10. Gene Ontology annotation, molecular function: NADP binding; flavin adenine dinucleotide binding; N,N-dimethylaniline monooxygenase activity. The transcript has 4 exons. NCBI's taxonomy places the organism in Eukaryota, Viridiplantae, Streptophyta, Magnoliopsida, Solanales, Solanaceae. The coding region runs from base 68 to 1231 and encodes 387 amino acids. The record is from RefSeq and is a predicted model, not a curated record.